GGAAUUUCGUCACCUUUAGCCUUUCUAUUUCUAUUUCUGAUUCUGAUGGGGUACGUUGCUGCAUCCAUGCACUGGCAUGUUUUGUUUGGGAAAAUGGUGUCUGUGUCUCGUUAUUUAAAGAAGUAAGAUUUAGUCAUUAAGUAGUUGAACAUGUGUGCUGUUAGUGGAUCCGAGGAGUGGACUGGGGUGCAUUUUAGCAUGUACCUGAAUUCAAACGGAUAAAAAGGGGGAAAGACUUCAAUUAGGUGUAGGCUAGAAGGAAAUAAAUGAACUAAAGUAUGGGCAAACUUGAAAAAAGGACGUGACAAAAGAACGAACUUGUCGGCAAAAAGCCUUCGUCAGCGACCAAACAACAGUACAUAUAAAAACAAAAACAAACAAAUAUAUAUAUAUAUAAACACCUAGCUGCGAUGCAGUAUCCGAGAGGGCAGCAAGAGGAAUGUGGUAGGUAGAGCCUUAUUAGGUAAGACAGUUAAUAUAGGAAAUAGGGAAAAGAAGGGACAAGUGAGUCCACGGCUAUAGGUUGUGACAAGAGGGGGUGGAGAAAAGAUUACCUUCCCUUUGGGUAGUUUUCAGAACAACUAUGAUAAAGGAUGUGUUUCCUUGGCAUGAGCCGCAGAUUUGUCUACGCCACUGUUUGUACCCACUGCCAGUUAAAAGAUUGGACAAGUGAAGGAGAACAUGACAUUCAUAUCAUAUGGUGUCUAGAUCCCCCAUAAGUCUGCAUCAGUUUAUUCUAUAAGUUCACUCUGGCGUGCGUGUUGGUACAAGACACAAUGGCGGUGAUAACCAGGUAACCGGAGCUUUUGUGGUCGCUUCUAUUGAAGUGUUUUGAUUUAGAGAUAGGACACUAUUAACCGUGCGUAUUUAUUCUAAGAUUCCAGUCCCGUCCAGAUACGCCGUCCAGUCCCGUCCAGAUACGCCGUCCAGUCCCGUCCAGAUACGCCGUCCAGUCCCGUCCAGAUACGCCGUCCAGUCCCGUCCAGAUACGCCGUCCAGUCCCGUCCCGAUACGCCGUCCAGUCACGCCGUCCAGUCCCGUCCAGAUACGCCGUCCAGCGCCGUCCAGAUACGCCGUCCAGUCCCGUCCAGAUACGCCGUCCAGUCCCGUCCAGAUACGCCGUCCAGUCCCGUCCAGAUACGCCGUCCAGUCCCGUCCAGAUACGCCAUAUGGCAGUAGGUAUAAACAAUGGCGUAGAUAACAUUAGUUCUAGUGCAAAGGGAAACGUUCCCUAUCUAAAAAUACCCCUAGGGGAGGGAAUUUGUUGAAUCUGUAUGACUCUUUAAAAUUUUUAAAUGGCACUUUGAUUAUGGUAUUGGGGUCACCACUAUGGAGAGGCGCAUGGAACUUGACCUGUUCAUCAUCUUGAUCUUUCUGUCGGGCCCAUCUUAGUUUCGACCCAUAGUGUCACGUUGAAAGGCGUGGAAAAUGUGUGUGUGUGGGGGGGGGGGAAUGAAGGGCACCUAUGGCUCCCGAGCAAGAGUGGGGGGGGCGCGACUACACAGGGCACUCAUUGGGCCCUUUCCCUGAAAUGUUUUGGAUUUUUUAUAAAUUCAAAAAUGAAUGGGUGCAUUUCAUGCAUGGGUGCAUUUUUGCUCAUAAUUGAAUUAAAUUUUGCAGCAUUCUCCAAUUAAUAGGAGAGCAAACGAAUCUAAUUGUCAACUUGACAUUGUUCUAUUUAUAGAUUUAAGAUAGUUUAAGUAUUUACGCAAUAGUAAUUUUGUUUAAUUUUUUUUAAACGAUUUAUUUUGUUAAACUAAUUCAUAAAUAAAGGAAUUUUAAAUAUAUAUAUCCAUACAAAAAAAAAAGCUAGCCGUCACAAAAAGAAACGAGGAAAUUAGCAAAUAUUAUCAACACUUAUUAUAGGAACAUUAGAAAAAGAACUUCCAUCUUUACAUUUAAGCACGACGUAAAUACUUGCGGAAUUCGAAUUUAAAAAAAAAAGAAAACCAAUCCAACAUUUUCACAUUUCUAGCAAAAUGUUUGUUCCUCAAGUUUAGUCUGUUUUUUUCGACGUUAUUUUUUCCAGCAAUUAGGAGGCCAACUUUUCUUUUGUUUUCUGGGCCAAGCCGACCCAACAAUAAUCAUGUAAAUUUGAUUGGAACAGAGCAGUAGGUUGGAACAGAGCAGUAGGUUGGAACAGAGCAGUAGGUUGGAACAGAGCAGUGGGUUGGAACAGAGCAGUAGGUUGGAACGGAGACGAAGUUUGGAACGGAGCAGUAGGUUGGAACAGAGCAGUAGGUUGGAACGGAGACGAAGUUUGGAACGGAGCAGUAGGUUGGAACAGAGCAGUAGGUUGGAACAGAGCAGUAGGUUGGAACAGAGCAGUAGGUUGGAACGGAGACGAAGUUUGGAACGGAGCAGUAGGUGGGAACAGAGCAGCAAGUUGGAACAGAGCAGUAGGUUGGAACGGAGACGAAGUUUGGAACGGAGCAGUAGGUUGGAACAGAGCAGUAGGUUGAAACGGAGCAGUAGGUUGGAUAGCCAUCAACAGAGAGAAAAACUGUUUCGCUGUUUCCUGCGUAGAGCUGAUGACAGGUGUCUUGAAGACUCGCCUUGUUUAAAGAACUGAUCGCUUGCCAUGCACCUGACGUCCAGACUGUUGGUAGCCAUCUUAGUUUGUUGGAUGGACUUCCUAGACUCGGCCGUACAUCCAUGUCUGCUGAAAAUAUUUGAGGAUGGAAAGGAGGUGGGUAGUGUCGCUUCGAAGGUCAGAAAUGGCUGCUAGUAUUUGUGGUUAUGCCAGUGGCGAACUAAAGGGGUGUUAUAUAAUAUUACAUACAUUCUGUAUCUUAGUCUGUUAAAGGGCAUACUCGACGGAGUUCACCCCCCCCCCUAGCGGCUUUUAGUUCACUUUACUCAGUAGGUUGUUCAUUUUUGUGGAAAUAAUAUAUUUUGUUAAUAUUCAGGAAAAUAAUGACCUAAGCUACAUUAGAGCCUUUCGGGCCCGGCAUAUUUUUCACGCCCUUUUUCACGAAACGACCCCCCACCCCUUUUGAGCAAUUGCCCCAAAAUACCACCCCUUCACAUAAAGGGAAAAUAAAGUUCAGUCCAGGGAAGACCCCGGCACCCCUUACCCACGCAAUUUCAUUCCCGGUGUCAUCAUACUACUUUGAUCCAUUUGGCUAAAUUUUUUAGACACAGUAACGGUUGAUUUAUAUUUGAUUUAUAUAUAACGGUAUUUUUAUGAUGCUUAUUUUGAUAUCAAUCUCCAGAUCAACAACUUUGAGCUAUGUGAGAUGGAAUAUACUACUAAAGGUAACCAACAUCAUAUCAAGGGAGACUAAAAAUGACGUAGUUUUUGGUUCUGGUCACCCGGGGCGGCCAGGAUUUUAGCCGCCCCCACUAACUAACACACUUAUUCUGGUGAGAGUCUGAUAUUACUCUCCAAUGACCAUAUCUCCCAGUACAUUGGCUACCAGCUCCAUCUGCUGAGCUGAGCCAUGCAACAUUUUCCUCACAAAGGGAUCUCCCCCCGCCCUGGCUUCCCCAUCGGAACAUCUAAUGGGGCACGAUCGGUCAACAGGUGCGCUAGCGUUUCUGGGACCAGGCUGCAAUGCCGGCAGGUAGGGUCCCUGUUGCUAUCGAGCCUCCAAAAGUAUGUGCCGAUAGGUCAGUGCUCUGUGCGCAUCUGCGUCACUAGUCUCUGCUGUCUAUGGCCUAACCUCCACCAUGGGUCUUGUCUGCUAAGAGUGGGCAAGUUGUGAAUAACUCAUAAAGCUGGCCGAGAAUACCAGCCCUCGAUAUGCACGGACAAAGGUGUCACAAAGGGUGGGACGACCCCCCCCCCCUUUGCUUCCUACGCCAAUGGAGAUUAAUAAGGUUUCCGUAUGAAGGCCAAAUUCACGAAAUAAAUCAAGUCCAAACACGCUAAACCUCCAUAGCUUAUUAAUAAUGUAGCGACAUUGUAGUGUAUUGUUUUGUGAGGUCGCCUACAUUACUAUAUCAGGCCCAAAGCCAUGCGAAAGGGGAUCGGUGGAGGGGAUCACCACCCCCCAGCGACAACAUUUUUCGAUCUACAGCAGGGGAGAUAAAGUCAAUUAAUAAAAUUAAAAGACAGGCUCACAAUAUGAAUGGAAUAGUAGAACAAGGUAUGUGGAAGCUGAAAUCAAAAAGACAGCACAAUAAAAUGAGCACGUUUCGGCUUAAAGGAUUCUCCCAUGAAUUAUUAUUUAAUAAUAUUUCAAUUUAGAACUCUUUAAAAAAAUGUGGCUUAAUUCUUACCAAUAAAUUAUUAAAAUUAAUUUUUAAAGACCCAGUUCAAAGAAAUAUUGUUGAGGUGGGAAAAGUAGCGAUGUUAAAAAUGUUUGUUGCUUUUGUUGACAUCCGUGUGAAGGUAUAUCUUUUUUUUUUUUUUUUUUUGACGGGUAGAAUUCAAAAGUUAAGCCUAUCUCCAUUUAUCACAAUACCAGAAUGUACGCCAUUUAUCACGAGCUUCGAGAGAUCUGCAAUACCAGGGAAUUAAAAAUGUUUGUUGCUUUUGUUGACAUCCGUGUGAAGGUAUAUCUUUUUUUUUUUUUUUUUUGACGGGUAGAAUUCAAAAGUUAAGCCUAUCUCCAUUUAUCACAAUACCAGAAUGUACGCCAUUUAUCACGAGCUUCGAGAGAUCUGCAAUACCAGGGAAUUAUCCUAAAGAUGGGUGGCCAGUACAGAGACCAUCUUCCAUCAACCUCAUUGGUCUGAACACUCCGUUCUUUAGUACAGAGGACAACAGGAAUUAUUCAACGCCUGGAGUUACUAUACAGUGGGAGCCACCACUAGCAGGUGGGACUGUGUAGGUGGGACUGUGCAGGUGGGACUGUGCAGGUGGGACUGUGUAAUGAUGCUACUAGCAAGUGGGACUGUGUAAUGAUGUAACUAGAAGGUGGGACUGUGUAAUGAUGUUACUAGCAGGUAGGACUGUGUAAUGAUGAUGUUACUAGCAGGUAGGGCUGUGUAAUGAUGGUGUUACCAGCAGGUAGUACUGUGUAAUGAUGAUGUUACUAACAGGUAGUACUGUGUAAUGAUGUUACUUGCAGAUGGGACUGUGUAAUGAUGUUACUAGCUGUUGGGACUGUGUAAUGAUGUCAAUAGCAGGUGGGACUGUGUAAUGAUGUUACUAGCAGGUGGGAAUAUAAUGAUGUUACCAGCAGGUGGGACUGCCUCUAUAUCCCCAUAUCAUCCAAGAGCUCAAUCAACCGAACCCCCACUUGUUAUAUUGACAGACCCCUGAAUGGCACCACUUAUAAUCACAGACCCCCUAAAUGUCACCAGUUAUUAUCACAGACCCCUGAAUAUCAAGCAUUAUAAUCACAGACCCCUGAAUGCCAUUCGUUAUAAUCACAGAUCUCUGAAUGUCAAUAGUUAUAAUCACAGACCCCUGAAUGUCACCACUUAUAUUCACAGACCCCUAAAUGUCACCAGUUAUAAUCACAAACCUCUGAAUGUCUUCCGUUAUAAUCACAGAUCCCUAAAUGUCCCAAGUUAUAAUCACAGACCUCUGAAUGUCACGAAUUAUUUAUAAUCAUCGACCCUUAAUUUCAACAUCUAUAAUCACGUUUCCUCACGUAAACAUAUCUUAAGAUAUUAUGUGAUACUUCAACACGCCUUUUGUCAAUAAUGAUUAUGUCUUAUACAAUGAGCUAAUAGAACAUGUCUUAUCAAACGGUUUUUUCAUACUACAACAUGCAUUGUAUGAUUUAUUUUGUGAUUGUAUAACAUAGUUUUUAUUUAUGUAAGUUAUUUAAGUGCAACAUGUGCAAGCUGAACAUAUGUUAACCAAUCAUUGAUUAUAGAAAGGAAAUGGCAGAAGGGGCUCACCUAAUUUUUUCUGUGUUAAUCCCUUGUUAGAUCAUUCUCACUUGGUUGUUUUCUGUGCUAAUCCCGUGUUGGAUCAUGCUCACCUGGUUGUUUUCUCUGCUAAUCCCUUGUUAGAUCAUUCUCACCUGGUUGUUUUCUGUGCUAAUCACUUGUUAGAUCAUGCUCACCUGGUUGUUUUCUGUGCUAAUCCCGUGUUGGAUCAUGCUCACCUGGUUGUUUUCUGUGCUAAUCCCUUGUUAGAUCAUUCUCACCUGGUUGUUUUCUGUGCUAAUCCAUUGUUAGAUCAUUCUCACCUGGUUGUUUUCUCUGCUAAUCCCUUGUUAGAUCAUUCUCACCUGGUUGUUUUCUCUGCUAAUCCCUUGGUAGAUGCGGCCAAUAGAGAUCUCGACGGGUUUCUGUUUACCUGGAAAGGUGCCAAUAAGACCGGAUGCAGACUAUUUAAGACGACCCUGUUUCCCUCCAAAUUUUUGUCCAACGUAAGACGUAUAGCAAACCAAUGUCUUAGUUAAUCGAUGUCUUGGUUAAUCAAUGUCUUAGCUUAUUUAUGUCUUAGUUAAUCAAUAUAUUAGCUAAUCAAUAUAUUUUUUAAUUAAUGUCUUAGUUAAUCAAUGUAUUAGCUAAUUAAUGUCUUGGCUAGUGUCCAAAGUUAGAACUCUCAUAUAAAUAUAUCUUGUCUUACUAGUCAAAAACGGGACAACACAGUGGGUCAGUUGUCUUACUAGUCAAAAACAUGAUUACAUAGUAGGUCAGUUGCCUUACUAGUCAACAACGAGACUACACAGUGGGUCAGUUGUCUUACAAGUCAAUAACAUGGGUGUCUUUAUUUCUAAUGUGGGUUCCGUGCUCAUUUUCUCCAGCUGACCUUAAGUUAUGAUAUCGCCCGCCUGCUUGACCAGAGCCAUUACGUAGUGUCUGUGUACAGCAUGCCUCCACCCCGGCCUGAUGAGAAGGACAAAGACAGAUACGUACAAUCUAUGAGAUUGACAACAUUUGGAUCUUUCGGUCAGUGCCUCAGAUCCAAUAAAAGAAUAAAUUAUAUUUAAUAUUUAUUUAUUUAUUUAUUUAUUUAGGCAUUUUUAUAUAGCGCUUAUCAUAAAGCUCUAAGCGCUUUACAAUUAUUAAAACAUGUAAACUAAGUAAAUACAAAUGAGACACUAGGAUAGUAACUACUAUUCUAUAGAAACAAUGAAAAUGGCUAUAAAAAGAGGACACUUUGACACUUCAGGAUUAAACCGAAACAGAAAAUUAGGUAGGGCAAGGAGGGUGCAUCACAGGUCAUAGGCGGACCUAAACAGAUGAGUUUUAAGGGACUUUUUGAAAAUGGACGAGGUUUCACUAUGACGUAUAUGGAAGGGGAGCUGGUUCCAGAACGUGGGCCCAUGGAAGCAGAAGGAGCGUUCACCGAUGGUCUUAGUUUUAGUUCUUGGGAUUGAGAGGGUUCUACUGUCAAUGGAAGAACGUAGUUGUCUUGUGGGGAUGUAAGGAAGCAACAGUUCAGAGAGAUAGACAGGAAAGUGAGGGUCAGUGAACGAGUUGAAGCAAAGAUUGGCAGACUUGUAUUUGAUGCGAGAGGAUAUUGGAAGCCAGUGGAGUUGCCGCAUGUGUGGUUGAAUGUGGUCAUGUUUCUUUAAUUUAAAAAUGAGUCUGCAUGCUGAGUUCUGUGCCUUCUGAAGUUUUUCUAUGUGGUGUUGAGGAAUGCCUGAGAGAAGAAUGUUACAGUAGUCAAAUUUUGAAAGAAUGAGUGAAGAGACGAGAGUUUUUGUGGCAUCAAAGGAGAGGAGGUGUCUAAUGGUGCUGAUUUUUCUAAUUUCAUUAUAUGCUGAUCUGCAUAUAUUCGUGACAUGUUUCUCCAUGGAGAGGGUGUCCGUAAGCGUGACUCCAAGGUUUCUGGCAGAGGGAGAGAGUGUAAUGUCAGAGUUGCCAAUAGAUAUAGAAGAAGGAGCGAAUGGAGGGAGAGGUUUGUUUUGAGAGUGGAUGAGAAGGAUUUCCGUUUUAUCAUCAUUUAGCUUCAGUUUGUUGCAAGUCAUCCAACGCUUUACAUCGUCCACGCACUCCUGUAUGCGAAGGAUUGUGGCAUCAAGUUGAUCAGGAAAGCAAGAGUCACUGAUUUGAGUGUCAUCAGCAAAGGAUUGAAUGGAAACUGAGUGGUGGCUAAUGAGAGAUGAUAGAGGUUUAGUGUAGAGGAUGAAAAGGACCUCCAAGUCUAGACAACAUUUAAUUGCAUACUCUUUUUAGAUUUUGUUUUUUAAAAUAAUUAUGUUUAAAAAAAUAUAUUUUAUUAGGGCAAUAAAUUAUUAACUAUUUAAAAUUUCACACUAUAUUAGACAUUUUUCAAACUCAUCCAAGCAAUGAGGAUACAUGAAUUUUUAAAAGACUAUCGGGGAUUAGAUUUGAAAAACCAAAUCUCUUUAUUGUAGCCUGCCCUAUUUGAGCAAUGCUUGAUCCCUGCAGGUGCAAGACCUGUCCCUUGCCUAUCUACGCUAUUUCCUCGAACACAUAUUUUUAUCCCGAAAACUUUUCUUUGAUUUUUUAACUGAUACAUGUUUUAAAAAUACUACAAAAUAACAAAGUACAAUACAGAUUUCGUUGGUUGUGACUCUGUUACUUAAAUUUUUCUAAAUGUAUGAUUUAGAAAACUAUUAACUUGCAGGAAUGUCCGACAGUAAUGUGGACUCAGAGUGAAGAAAUCAAACAGUGAUACUUCAUUUGUCAUUUGGUCUCUGUCCCCAGUUGUAGGAACGGAUCCUGCUUUGUGGGCCCCGUCUGUGUCGGUGAAGACCUGGAACAAUGGAACCAUAGAUAUAAAGUUUACACUCCCACCUCCUGAGUUCAACCUUACAAUGUUUGAGAUUAUGAUGUUCAAGAAGUCAGAAGGCUGGUCAAAAGCGUAUAAAACUGUAGAAUACAAUGGCAAAGUUAGUUGUAAACACUUGAGUUAACAAUGGCAAAGUUAGUUGCAGACACUUGUGUUAAACUCUGGCAACAGAGAUAUAAAAAAAAUGUGUGUCAAAAUACUAGCAAAGUUAGUUGUAAACACAUGUUACAUGUACAGACAUUAUUUUAAGUCUGCCAAUAUUGCAGACGCACUGGUCGGAAAACGUUCUUCUGCAAUUGUAUCCCGUUAACUGGUAGCCGACUCUAGCAAGACUAGUUUCCCAUGAAUUUUCAAAAUGCAUAUGUGAUCAGCUAUUGUUUUGUUUCUUAGACUAUGCAUAAGGGAAUGUUUGUGUCAGCAGUUGUUGUUUUGUUUGUUAGACUAUGCAUAAGGGAAUGUUUGUGUCAGCAGUUGUUGUUUUGUUUGUUAAGACUAUGCAUAAGGGAAUGUUUGUGUCAGCAGUUGUUGUUUUGUUUGUUAGACUAUGCAUAAGGGAAUGUUUGUGUCAGCAGUUGUUGUUUUGUUUGUUAGACUAUGCAUAAGGGAAUGUUUGUGUCAGCAGUUGUUGUUUUGUUUGUUAAGACUAUGCAUAAGGGAAUGUUUGUGUCAGCAGUUGUUGUUUUGUUUGUUAGACUAUGCAUAAGGGCAUGUUUGUAUCAGCAGUUGUUUUGUUUUUUAGACUAUUCAUAAGGGAAUGUUUGUGUCAGCAGUUGUUUUGUUUGUUAGACUAUGCAUAAGGGAAUGUUUGUGUCAGCUGUUGUUGUCUUGUUUGUUAGACUAUUCAUAAGGGAAUGUUUGUAUCAGCAGUUGUUGUUUUGUUUGUUAGACUAUUCAUAAGGGAAUGUUUGUAUCAGCAGUUGUUUUGUUUGUUAGACUAUGCAUAAGGGAAUGUUUGUGUCAGCUGUUGUUGUCUUGUUUGUUAGACUAUUCAUAAGGGAAUGUUUGUAUCAGCAGUUGUUUUGUUUGUUAGACUAUUCAUAAGGGAAUGUUUGUGUCAGCUGCUGUUGUCUUGUUUGUUAGACUAUGCAUAAGGGAAUGUUUGUAUCAGCAGUUGUUGUUUUGUUUGUUAGACUAUGCAUAAGGGAAUGUUUGUGUCAGCAGUUGUUGUUUUGUUUGUUAGACUAUUCAUAAGGGAAUGUUUGUGUCAGCUGUUGUUGUCUUGUUUGUUAGACUAUGCAUAAGGGAAUGUUUGUAUCAGCAGUUGUUUUGUUUGUUAGACUAUUCAUAAGGGAAUGUUUGUAUCAGCAGUUGUUUUGUUUGUUAGACUAUUCAUAAGGGAAUGUUUGUGUCAGCUGUUGUUGUCUUGUUUGUUAGACUAUGCAUAAGGGAAUGUUUGUAUCAGCAGUUGUUUUGUUUGUUAGACUAUGCAUAAGGGAAUGUUUGUGUCAGCUGUUGUUGUCUUGUUUGUUAGACUAUUCAUAAGGGAAUGUUUGUAUCAGCAGUUGUUUUGUUUGUUAGACUAUUCAUAAGGGAAUGUUUGUGUCAGCUGUUGUUGUCUUGUUUGUUAGACUAUGCAUAAGGGAAUGUUUGUAUCAGCAGUUGUUGUUUUGUUUGUUAGACUAUUCAUAAGGGAAUGUUUGUAUCAGAUGUUGUUGUCUUGUUUGUUAGACUAUUCAUAAGGGAAUGUUUGUGUCAGCUGUUGUUGUCUUGUUUGUUAGACUAUGCAUAAGGGAAUGUUUGUAUCAGCAGUUGUUGUUUUGUUUGUUAGACUAUGCAUAAGGGAAUGUUUGUAUCAGCUGUUGUUGUCUUGUUUGUUAGACUAUUCAUAAGGGAAUGUUUGUGUCAGCUGUUGUUGUCUUGUUUGUUAGACUAUGCAUAAGGGAAUGUUUGUAUCAGCAGUUGUUGUUUUGUUUGUUAGGCUAUUCAUAAGGGAAUGUUUGUAUCAGCUGUUGUUGUCUUGUUUGUUAGACUAUUCAUAAGGGAAUGUUUGUAUCAGCAGUUGUUGUUUUGUUUGUUAGACUAUUCAUAAGGGAAUGUUUGUAUCAACUGUUGUUGUUUUGUUUGUUAGACUAUUCAUAAGGGAAUGUUUGUAUCAGCUGUUGUUGUCUUGUUUGUUAGACUAUUCAUAAGGGAAUGUUUGUGUCAGCUGUUGUUGUCUUGUUUGUUAGACUAUUCAUAAGGGAAUGUUUGUGUCAUGCCGACAUUCUCCUAGCUGACGUUCAUUUUCUUCUUCACUCUUUGCAGGUCUUCUCGCUGGCUGCACCAGAAGGUUCUUUAAAGUUCACCAACCUACCCUCAGAUUGUUAUCAAAUUGUGGUGUGUGGGGUAUUCCUACUGUCAACUCUUGUUUAGAUUGGUCAUGGCUUACACACAUAAUGCAUUGUAUAAGAUAACCAUUUAUAUUAUUUUUACCAGUAAAGUACUGGUUUCGUUGGACAUUGGUCCUGGUUAGUCGUGAGUCGUAACAAUUAUAAAAGUAUAAAAUAAAUAAAUGAAUAAUUUAUCAAAAUAUCGAUAAAGUCUGAAAUGGAUGCAUAAAUAAAUAACACAAUAAAAAUUAAUUAAUUAUUCCAAACUGGCAUCACGGUGUUUUUGUCGAGGGAAGCCUCGAAGACAGAAGAAUUUUCCCAGCAAUCUUUUAGAACUGUUUAUUUUCGGACACUCAUGACGUCAAAACGCCGUUCAUCGCUGGUUUUAAAAAGCUUCUUUCCCGUGGGCAGUGGUCAGUGAAUUUUUUAUUGAAGGUCUGACCACUUGUAGUCAUUGCUGUUAGCAUUAGGUUUCACAUAUUCCACGGCAGAUCAUCGUGACUGGCCUAAUCGGCCCUGUUACCGCCCGUGACUGGCUACUCGGCCCUGUUACCGCUUUAUCAGCUUAAUUUUUUUUUUUUUUUUAAAAAGUAUAUUAAAUUUGGUUUGUCCAUGACUAGUUUUGCUACACACUGCCUCUCUACAUACACUUCCUGUAUUCUUUCUGUGUAUAUGCAACUGCAUUCUACUAUGUUUACAAAUUCCCCAAACAUCGUAGCGAAGCACGGGUGUUCAGCUAGUUUAUAUAAUAUAAACAUGUCAGUUUUUCUCCAUAAAGUUAAAGUUCUAUCAGUUUCUUCAUAUUCUUCAGGUGAGUCCAAUAGAUUCGUACCGCCACGAGAAACAUUGCCUUUGUUGGAAACAUGAUCAAGCCAACACGAGAUUCUGCGAGGCUUCAUGUGCUAGGACCCGUACUGAAAUAUUUUACUUGAAUGUCACCAAGUCACACAAAGGUGUUGAGAUUCUUUCUCAGGGUGAAGGAAGAUUUUAAUUGUCAUGUAAUAAGAAGAUGUCACCCCGUCAAAUGAUUUUCCUUUAAAAAAAAAAUAUGCUCAUAGUGAUCACGUGACCCUUUAAAUGUGUUGAUGUUUUAAAGAAAAUUCAUUUAUGAUUGGAGAAAUUCACGAACAGAUGAAAUAAAUAUUCGAUCUCUUUAAAAUGUGUGCCCAAACUCUUCAAACUAAAGUUAGUAUGAUAUGACAUUGAAUGAUAUGACAUUGAAUGGUUUAAUUCUAAUGUUUCAGCUGGCCCAGAUUACGAAGAAAAUAGCUACUAUGAGAUGAUGCCAGGCUAUGAUGACGAUAUAGAGGUCACAAGCAUGACGUCCACCACCUACGAGCUGGCCGAGCUUUUGCCGUCUACCAUUCAACGUACAGACAGCGCCCUGAUAGGCGGGCUUGUUGGUGGCUUUGCAUCUGCCUGCUUGUUUUCAUUACUGAUCAUCGUCUGCCUCGCUAUGAAGAAGCCAGAAUCACGUUAGUACAGCAUUUAACACACUCCAGAAUCACGUUAGUACAGCAUUUAACACACUCCAGAAUCACGUUAGUACAGCAUUUAACACACUCCAGAAUCACAUUAGUACAGCAUUUAACGCUCUCCAGAAUCACGUUAGUACAGCAUUUAACGCACUCCAGAAUCACGUUAGUACAGCAUUUAACACACUCCAGAAUCACGUUAGUACAGCAUUUAACACACUCCAGAAUCACGUUAGUACAGCAUUUAACACACUCCAGAAUCACAUUAGUACAGCAUUUAACGCUCUCCAGAAUCACGUUAGUACAGCAUUUAACGCACUCCAGAAUCACGUUAGUACAGCAUUUAACACACUCCAGAAUCACGUUAGUACAGCAUUUAACGCACUCCAGAAUCACGUUAGUACAGCAUUUAACACACUCCAGAAUCACGUUAGUACAGCAUUUAACGCACUACAGAAUCACGUUAGUACAGCAUUUAACGCACUACAGAAUCACGUUAGUACAGCAUUUAACACACUCCAGAAUCACGUUAGUACAGCAUUUAACGCACUCCAGAAUCACGUUAGUACAGCAUUUAACGCACUACAGAAUCACGUUAGUACAGCAUUUAACGCACUACAGAAUCACGUUAGUACAGCAUUUAACACACUCCAGAAUCACGUUAGUACAGCAUUUAACACACUCCAGAAUCACGUUAGUACAGCAUUUAACACACUCCAGAAUCACGUUAGUACAGCAUUUAACGCACUCCAGAAUCACGUUAGUACAGCAUUUAACACACUCCAGAAUCACGUUAGUACAGCAUUUAACGCACUCCAGAAUCACGUUAGUUAAACACUUAACACACACACAAACAACAACAGCAACAUUUUCCUUGUUGCAAUUUUAGCUCCACUUGUCUUCCUAGUCCUAGCUGAUUACACAUUAACUUAGGCCAACCAUGAUUGCACCUUGACCUAAACCUACCAUGAUUGCACAUUUACGUAUGCAUUAUGCCAUGAUUACACAUUAACAGGCCUACGAGGACAAUAUCAAUCAUAGGCGCCCACAGGAAUUUUCUCAGGAGUGGGGGGGGGGGGGUCAACAAACUUUGAUAAUUCUUUUACAUAACAUACACAUAUAAUUGAAGGCUAAAGUGCGAAGGCCUGUGUAUUAGUAUUAAUAAUACUUUUUACAGGCACAAAACAGUCAUUUUGAACCAAAAAAAUAUUCAUUUCUUAACAUAAAUUAUCAAGUUUAUAAUAUAAAGUGCGACUAAUAGACUCGCACAUUUCUUGAUAAUCCCUUUUCAAAUAUUUCAAAUAAUUUCUGCAUAAACCCUGCCUUAUUUCCGUUCACACUUAAACGAUGUACACUAAGCCAACACAAUCCUGAAAAACGUUCGACAGUCAUUGUCGAAAGAAGCCAAAUGUUGACUCGUCUGAGGGUACGAAAGGAACGCUCCACGGUGCAGGUUGACGUUGAUCAAGUCAAUGCAAUAACAAUAGUUUGGCGGAUAGAUGGGGAUACAGUCUGUACCUGUCAGCGAAUCGAUAAGCUGCAGGUUAUUUUUAAUAUCUCGUGAAUGUUGCUGCACGCUCCAAAAAUCAAACCAGUUCAUUGCUUCAAUCUCAAAGUUUUCAACUGAGGACAAACUAGCAUUAAUGCCAACGCUCUUCCUAAAUUCAAGACCAUUAAGACGUGUCAUGAUAGCAGGCUGAAAUGUAAAUAGUUGGAACUGGGGACUUUUGUUUCCAGAGAUACGGUUGGUCAGAGAGGAUAUUGUAGAAUCCAAGUGAGGAAUAACUAUUGUGUGUCUAAAGUAGUCUUCUUCAGAGUCGGGAUCUUCACUCUUGUCAUUUGAAUUUCUAGGAUUGCUGCGAUAUACUUUUCAUCGACAGAUACGAGGGCUCUUCAUCUCAAUGUUAACUAAAGCUGCAAGAGCCAAGUCCACAGAUACGACGGCUCUUCAUCUCAAUAUUCACUAAAGCUGCAAGAGCCAAGUCCAAAGAUACGAGGGCUCUUCAUCUCAAUGUUAACUAAAGCUGCAAGAGCCACGUCCACAGAUACGAGGGCUCUUCAUCUCAAUGUUCACUAAAGCUGCAAGAGCCAAUUCCACAGAUACGAGGGGUCUUCAUCUCAAUUUUAACUAAAGCUGCAAGAGCCACGUCCACAGAUACGAGGGGUCUUCAUCUCAAUAUUCACUAAAGCUGCAAGAGCCAAGUCCACAGAUACGAGGGCUCUUCAUCUCAAUGUUCACUAAAGCUGCAAGAGCCACGUCCACAGAUACGACGGUUCUUCAUCUCAAUGUUCACUAAAGCUGCAAGAGCCAAGACUUAUUUCAUCAUUUUUUGUCAAACUGAGUUUCAACACCCUGACGUUGUUCACGGAAAAUGCCCGGUAAUUUACAAAUAUCUUUAUGUACACAUAUCGAAUCCAGCUGUAUCGCUUGUAAUGAUCGAGUUGCUGGUUCCAGUCUCCCUAAGUAUGGAAAUAUAAUCCAAAGACAUACGAGAAACGUAGGUGAAGAACAUGAACUCAAUAGCUGGUGAUCAUCUGUACCAAUGCCAUUUGUUGCCAGAUUGUGCAAUUGAUUGCAUGUCACCAAGAAAUUCUCACUGAAAUGCAAUUGCUUUUAUAUUUUGUAGACCAUCGAUUUUCACGGUACAAUGGAACGUUAGGUAUUAACGACCUUCGCUUUAUGCUUUCUAGAAAAUACUUAAUGACAGCUUUGAUUGCACCAAUGGCGUUACGCACUUAAAUGAAUUCAAAGCAUUAACCUGCUGUUUCAUCGGCUGACCUUGAGAUUCCUAUAAGAAAUAUUUACUAAUGUAAUAAAUUGAUUCUUGAUUACUUCAACACAUACCUCUAUCAGCUGAUUUUGGAUCCUGUGAGAAUUAUAACGAGCAUUACCAAAGUACGUAUGUAAAUGUGUCUCCAGGUCUUUGUCGCCAGAGUCCACUCUAAACUGAAACAGGUCAUGAUUAUUUCCACUGUCACUAUUUUUGACCAGAAGUCUGACUAUUUUUGACCAGAAGUCUGACUAUUUUUGACCAGAAGUCUCAUGUCGUGUGUGCCGCAGAAAAUGAUUGUGGAUUAUAUCGGCAAAAGUUUAUUUUGAUUUUCUAAAUUCUUAUUAGAAAUAGCCUCGUCUGUCUGACUUCCUGGGUUCCUAAUAAUUCUCAAGAAUGCUGAUACAUCCUGCUGAGCACCUUUGUGCAUCUCAUUUUCCACAUGAUUUCGAGCACCUUGAGGAAAGUCAUUGUAAUUAGUGAAAGGUGUUGCUGCAAAUGUGCCCUGGUACCCGCGAUGAAUACGGGAUAACAAUACAAUAUAUAUAAAUGCUGGACCUCUAAGAUGACUAAAUUAGGCAAGGCACGGAGAAAAAUUAUCAAGCCACGCAUACCGAAAACAACGUUUGCCAGGUCUACCCUCAUUAAAAUUAUAACUAGCUAUUGGUCGUAUGGGUUUUGUCGGUAAACGAUAUUUCAAAACAUCUGACAGUUUAGAUGGUGACUGAAAAUAUCGACCCAACUCAAGAUCAUUGAUUGCCAUAUCACAGCCAAAAUUAUUAUGUGUUGAUAUUUCAGUGUCAAAUCUGAGUGACGCCGAUAGCGAUGAAUCGCAGCUCUGAGAACCACUGGCAGCAGCUCCAAACUCCUGUGAGUGUGAAAUGGUCAGGACACUCAUUUUAGUUUGUUCUUUAACCUGUUGGAGAUCUCUUGUCAGUGUCGUUGAUGUGGACACAGUUGUUGGGUUACAACAUGUCUUACACUCAUCAUCAUCAAAUGACUUUUUCUGUAAUUCAGCCCACAAGGCACUUAACGUUUGAUCCUGCUGAAGUGCACGUCUGCUCCUGUUAUCCAUAUUAAUUGUACUGGGAUUCACAAAUCUGUGUCUAUACCUAGGUUUAUCUUUGACUACGAUUAGUACCAAAGUAGUACUAGUGCGCCUAUCACUUCAGAAUAGCUGUCCACGAAUCUCUAACUCUACUACCAAGUACUACUCGUGUCUCGAAAAACUGUUUACUUAUAUUUCCCAUCGUGUGAGCAUAAAGUCUACUAGAUACGCGUCAGACGGUAAUUGAAUUGCUACAUCAUUAAAGACAACAUCCUCCCUACCAGAUCCUGUACCCCCGCCCCCCUCGAACCCUAUACCAUGUCUCUACCCACUUACUAGCAUCUAUCACGUAGAGGUGUUCGAACCCUAUACCAUGUCUCUACCCACUUACUAGCAUCUAUCACGUAGAGGUGUUCGAACCCUAUACCAUGCCUCUACCCACUUACUAGCAUCUAUCACGUAGAGGUGUUCGAACCCUAUACCAUGCCUCUACCCACUUACUAGCAUCUAUCACGUAGAGUUUUUUUUUCUGUCACUGAUAAUUAAUCGAGCGGUUCCCAUGGUCUUCGGAAUAUUCCACUUUUACCAGCUAACGAAAAAACUUAUUCAUCGAAUUAAUUCGUGCUACCCGUUCCCACACUGUCCACAUGGUAUCUCCCUGCGUACCAAGCUAUCAUGUCAUCCCUGUGCUACCAUAAACUCUGCCGAUAUCAGGUUAACUACUCCCUCAUAUACUAUACCUUUGUCCGGUACUUACGCCCAACAUUUCCGUUCUCAGCCCUUCUCCUUUGUGACAUAUCAAAAGAAAUACUAUUUAUUUUUAUAUAAACUAUUUUUAUAUUCAUUUGGGCAAAGUGCAACUAUUAAUAUAUUUUAGUAUUAAUUUAUUUUUCCAGUGGGGGGUAUGUGACUCACCUUGACUCCUACUGCGGGCGUCGAUUGUAACAAUAGAUGAUGAGAUCAACAACCGAAUUUCCAAAGACAAUUUUGAAUGUGGAAGGGCCUUAGUUUGGGGGAGAAGGGGCCUUAGUCUUGUCACUAAAUUGAACGCAUAUAGGGAAAUAGUAUAACUUCUCUCCUAUUUGCUAGCGAGACGCGGACAAUGCGCAGAAGACAUGUUGGACAGCUGAGCCAUUUCCAACUACGCUUUCUACGUAAACUUUUUAGUAUGUUGUGGCAAGUCAAAGUCUUUGAUACAUAGGUACUAGAACGGGCUGACCGUAACAGCAUUCACGUGCUCCUACAAAAAGGACAAGCCAGAUGAGCAGGGGGUGUUGCAGUUGGCACAAGACCCCCCCCCCAAAAAAAAAAAAAAAAAAAAAAAAAAAACCAACAACAACAAAACAACAACUAAUGUUAGGUCAACUCUCCAGAGGAAAAACUCUCACCUAGUGGGUACCAAAAACAACCAAACAACGCUUCUAAGACAGUCUAAAAGCUACACUCAAAUUCAUGAACAAUGACCUUGAUUCGUGGGAAACACUUGCCAUGGAUCGUGCAAGCUGGCAUGGCAGACUCACUGUUAGAGCACAAUCCUCAGAGAAUAAGCGCACCACUCACGCCCAAAUCCAACUAGUACCCAAAACAACACGUGUCCCACAUGCGGGAAAGCUUUCAAGGCACAAAUAGGAUUGGCGGGCCACCUGAAAACUCACCGUGGAGUAAAUCCUUGGUCAUCUUCACAUGCGAAGAACGAACAACAACUUCAUGAAUACACAUUAACUUAAGCCUACCAUUAAUACACAUUAACUUAAGCCUACCAUUAUUACACAUUAACUUAAGCCUGCCAUUAAUACACAUUAACUUAAGCCUACCAUUAAUACACAUUAACUUAAGCCUACCAUUAAUACACAUUAACUUAAGCCUACCAUUAUUGCACAUUAACUUAAGCCUACCAUUAUUACACAUUAACUUAAGCCUACCAUUAUUACACAUUAACUUAAGCCUACCAUUAUUACACAUUAACAUAGCUCAGUGGAACUUGAAUAUCUUUGAAUAAAACAUUAUUUGAUGAAUGAUAUGGUGUACAUAUGACCUUAUUCCAUUUUAAUCAUUGAACCCAACAGUUCAACAUUCUAAUUCAACACAACAGUUAAAUCAUUCAAUCCAACAUUUAAAUAUUCAACCCCCACAGUUAAAACAUUCAACCCCCACAGUUAAAACAUUCAACCCCCACAGUUAAAACAUUCAACCCCCACAGUUAAAACAUUCAACACCCACAGUUAAAACAUUCAACCCCCACAGUUAAAACAUUCAACCCCCACAGUUAAAACAUUCAACACCCACAGUUAAAACAUUCAACCCCCACAGUUAAAACAUUCAACCCAAAGUUUAAACAUUAUCAAAUCCAAAAUUUGUUCAUGUUUUUAUUUUAUUCCUAAGGUCACAAGUUAAACAGUGGAAGCUAUUAAUUUAACGAAUUUGGGGAAAAUGGUGAACGACAUCAUCUUGCGGAAGUAAACAUCCCAGAAUUCAUCAAUUACAAAAAAAUAGGCCUAGAAGGUAACAUCUCAGAAUUUAUGAAACACAAUAAUAGGCAUGGAAGGAAACAUCUCAGAAUUCAUGAAAGACAUUAAUAGGCCUGGAAGGAAACAUCUCAGAAUUCAUGAAUCACAAUAAUAUGCAUGGAAGGAAACAUCUCAGAAUUCAUGAAAGACAUUAUUAGGCCUGGAAGGAAACAUCUCAGAAUUCAUGAAAUAUAAUCAUAGGUCUGCUAGAGAACAUCCAAUCAAACUAUGGAACUACAUUAUAGCAUCCCAAGUUAUAAAUAGAUUCACAAAACAUUUAGAAAUAAUAGGUUGACAUACAUGGUAAAUAAAUUGGAUUUUUUUUAUAAAUAUUUAUGAGAUAAACAUCUCAGCUCUAUAUCAUGUGAACGGAGUGGAGCAAGGAGUGGAGCCGUGUGAUUGUGUAACAAAUGGGUUUGGGGAUACACUUGGAAUAUUCUAAAAAGUAUCAUGAAAAUAUGGUGGAUUAACAAGUUUUAAUGCUCCUUUGUUUGACGUUGUCAAUGUUGACGUUGUCAAUGUUGUGUACAAGGCUGACAAUUUUUGUAGAGCUUUGUCAGGAGAAUAUAAUACAGAGAGGUCUGCAGCGAUUGUAAACGAAACAAUGACCCAAUUCGAAACGUGUUUUUUUUGUUUUAUUGUGUGGCCAUUUUAAAUAAUUUGUUUUAACCAGAACUUUUUUUUUCUUUUUCUUUCAAGUGGAUGCACCAUUGUAAUGAACUAAUCUGGAAUUUCAUUAAAAUGAAUGUUUAUCAUGUUACCAGUGGGGGGGGGGUGUGUGUGAGAAAUACCACAAACAGAAUUCAGGUAUUUAUAACAUGUUUCUUGAAACAAACUUAAUUUCAAUUUCCUGUAAUUAUAAAAAUGAACAAAGUAA
Messenger RNA from Lymnaea stagnalis (great pond snail), 19601 nucleotides. The record is from the annotation of a GenBank genome assembly. NCBI's taxonomy places the organism in Eukaryota, Metazoa, Mollusca, Gastropoda, Lymnaeidae.